This is a messenger RNA of Brienomyrus brachyistius, 1157 nucleotides long. RefSeq lists its product as uncharacterized. NCBI's taxonomy places the organism in Eukaryota, Metazoa, Chordata, Actinopteri, Osteoglossiformes, Mormyridae. The transcript has 7 exons. Gene Ontology annotation, biological process: peptidyl-lysine trimethylation; regulation of mitochondrial ATP synthesis coupled proton transport; positive regulation of proton-transporting ATP synthase activity, rotational mechanism. Gene Ontology annotation, molecular function: protein-lysine N-methyltransferase activity. The record is from RefSeq and is a predicted model, not a curated record. Gene Ontology annotation, cellular component: mitochondrion. Bases 110 to 841 code for a protein of 243 amino acids.
AUUACAACCAUGGGAGGAAGUAAAUAAAAGGUCUGAAACUGGAUUGGUGGGUGAGUCCUCCAUGCUGAACUGUCAGCAGUCGGAGUUGUAGGUACAAGCACAGUGUAACAUGGAGGAUUCCAUCGAGGUGAUCCUUCAGGACCCUGGCUGGUUCCUGCCCCAUUACCGGGAUAAUUCCCUCUUAGCCGCACUGGGCGGAGCUGUUCUUACGGCCUCCUACGGCCUGUGGACAAUGUUCGUGCUGCCUGGCUUUCGAAAGGUGCCCAUGAGGUUAAAGACAGAGGACAGGAAUGUUCCCUCGGCUUCCAGUGAAGCAUGGUGUCGGUGGACGUCUAAGGUCCCUUACUUGCCUUCAAGUGCAAAGCAAACGGCAAAUGUCAUGAAACUGCUGGAGGGCCGAAGAGGUAGGCUGGCAGAUCUGGGGUCAGGUGAUGGAAGACUGGUGUUUGCGGCCUGUUCUGCUGGCUUCCAAUGUACAGGCUUUGAAAUAAACUCCAUACUGCUAGCAUGCGCCAGAAGCAAGGCCAGAUGGAAAGGGAUCCCGCCUACCCAGGUCAACUUUGUCAGCAAAGACUUCUGGACGAGUGAUGUUUCAAAGUUUAGAAAUGUGACGGUAUUUUUAGCCCCUGGUGUGAUGGAGGAGCUCGGGGAGAAGUUAAUAAAGGAACUGCCCAGAGAGUCACAAGUCAUCGCCUGUCGCUUUCCUUUCCCGACCUGGCCCUCAGCUUCCACUGAGGGCUCUGGGCUGGACCAGGUUUGGGCCUACGACAUCGACAGCAUCCGCAGGCUUGCACCUGUAAUGUCGAAGCCAUCCACACUACCUGCAAAACUCCCUUUUUAACCUAUACAGCAUCUGCGCUGUUUCACUCAAAUCAGACCUGUGAUCAGGAUUUACUCUAAACUAAGAGCAAAAACAACAAGCUGAGUACAUAUUUGUAACAUCAUAUUAUUUCAAGAACGCUUUCCUGACUGUUAUCUGUAUUCACAUCCACAUCCGGCAUGUACAAAGGCAUGUGUAAUUGUUGCAUGGGUCACGUUAUGGGUGCUCUGUGUAAGACAUUUUCCCUUCAAUACAGCUGUCAGUGUGUAAUCAAAAUGGUCACACAAAGUAAAUAGCGGUCCUAAGCAAAAUAAAGGUUUUGUAUUGUGCUUGUUAA